AUGGGUACUAAUGUUCUGGGAGAAAAUCUGAGAAGAUGCAGUCUUCUUAUAAACCAGAACAACAUGGAAGAGAGUCAAAUGACUGAAAAGAUACUAACCCUCGCCCUGAAGAUCAUCUGUCUUCUGACUGGAGAGGAUUACACAGUAGUGAAGAAGAGAUCAGGUGAGUGUGUGACUCCCAGCAGCCAUACUGAUGGCUCAGGAGGAUGGAGCAAGACCCAAAGACCCAUUGCAAAGGAGUCUCCAUCUCAUUCACUGAUACAUGAGAGAAGUAAUGAUGAGAAGAUCCUAGAACUCACCUACAAGAUCAUUGAGCUUCUGACUGGAGAGGUUCCUAUAAGGUGUCUGGAUGUCACUGUCUAUUUGUCCAUGGAGGAGUGGGAGUAUUUAGAAGAACACAAGGAUCUGUACAAGGAUGUGAUGAUGAAGGACCACCAGCCCUUCACAUCACCAGGUUUACCACCUAAGCGGAUAAAAGAGGAACCAGUCUUCGGUGAUGGAGAAAUCCUCACAGAGCCCACCAAUUAUACAUUCUCAGAUCAUACACAGCACUAUGCACUGCCCCGUAUUAAGGAGGAAACAGCCUCUUGGGAUGAAGAAAACAUGCAUGAUCCCAAAAAUUGUUUACCUAGAGAUCAUACUCAGCUAUAUUCACCUACUCAUAUUAAGGAGGAACCAGACUCACAGCAACAGAAAUGUAUCACAGAUCCCAUAAUUUAUACACACAUUAUGGAGGAAGCAGUCUCAUGUGAUGUAGAAAAUUCUACGCCUACCAAUGUUUACACUUCAUCAGGAAAUAAACAAGAAUAUCCUUCACCUCAUGUUAGGGAGGAACCAGCCCCACGAGAAGAGGGCCAAUUUACAGACCCUGAGAUUUAUACACUGACGGAUCCUAUUAAGGGGAAACCAGUCUCAUGUGAUGAUGGUGAACAUUCUGCAGCCACCAACAUUUCUACAGAUUGUACUCAUCAAUAUCCAACUGUUUAUUGUAUAAAGGAAUCCGUCACAUGUGAAAGGAGAAAACUCUCAGGCCCCACCAUUUAUACACCACAAUACUCAUCUAUGAUGGAGGAAUCAGUUUCAUAUGAUGCUGGAAACCUCACAGACAUCAACAUUUAUUCAUCCAGAGAUCAACCAGUCUUAUCUGAAGGAGAAAACCUAUAUAACAACUAUGGAUAUAUCUUCACAGAACAUACAUAUACACAUCUCAAUAGAAAUAUAUUUCCUUUAGGGGCCGAACGUUUUGUAGAUGAUUUAAUGGAUUCCUUGCCUCGUGUGGUUGGGGCUUCAACCUCAUUGGAGGGAUUUUGUACAGAAGAGGGACUUGCAGAGCUCCAAUAUGUUUCUAAUCAUGUUAGAUCCCCAGACUGGAGCCCAGCUAAGGCUAAAAACCAUGGUGACUUCCUUUCAAAAUGUAUAGAAUAUGAAAAACAUUUCUGCAAGGUAUCACAUGCCAGGAUCUGUGGGACUCACCUCACUGAAUGGUCAUUUAACUGCUCUGAAUGUCAGAAUUGCCUGAACACUACUCUUAAGCUCAUUAGACAAAAUCUAAAACAUCAAGAAGCAAAAGAAAAGCCUGUUAAGAAAUCUUCAUCAUUUGCUGAACGACACACAGAGAAAAAAGAAUUUGCGUGCCUCGACUGCGGCAAACAUUUUCCCAAUAAACGUUACCUUCUUACACACAGGAGAGUCCACUCUGAAGAGAACCCUUUUCAUUGUCCAGCUUGUGGUCAAAACUUUGAGGAUCAGCAAGGUUUUUUGGCUCACCAGACGAAUCCUGGCUGUGAGAGGCCAUUUUCUUGUUCCGAAUGUGGGAAGCAAUUUAAAAGUAAAUACAAUUCAGAAUAUCACAAAAAAAUUCAUACAGAAAAUAAAAAAUAUCUGUGCCCCGUGUGUGGGAAAAGUUUUCGAAAGCAAUCUUGUUUCAUUGUCCAUGAGAGGACUCACACAGGGGAGAAACCAUAUGCAUGCCCUGAAUGUGGACGGUGCUUCAGCCAGAAUGCAUCAUUGAUCUCCCACCAGAGGCUCCAUACUGGCGAGAAGCCGUUCACAUGUCUUGAGUGUGGACGGAACUUCACACAACGGAUCAGCCUUGUGGUCCAUCAAAGGGUUCACUCCGGAGAUAGACCUUAUAAAUGUCAGGAGUGUGGGAAAGGAUUUACCCAACGCAUUGGUCUGGUCCAGCAUCAGAGAAGACACACGGGGGAGAAGCCGUUUACAUGUUCAGAGUGUGGAAAAUCAUUUACACUCCAUGACAGUCUAGUGAAACACCUAAGGACUCACACUGGGGAGAAACCAUACAUCUGUUCUGAGUGCGGGAAACGAUUUUGCCAGAGCUCACAACUCACGGCUCAUAAACGGUUUCACCAUGCCAGCCAACACAACUUUGAAGAUAAUGUGUAGUAUUAUUGCCCGUUUAGAUCCUGCCAACUGGGGGAAGAACACAAGAAAUGUGUUGUCCUGAAAGAGUUAUUACGCUGAGAGUAUUGUUAGCUUCUAAGGACGUGUUGUGGGGCUCAUUUCAUAAUAAAGGGUGAUGAGACACUUUGGGAACAUGGGUUGACUACCUUUAUUUUUUGUGAUGUGACAUGGUUUAGUUUUGUUCCCAGGGGGAGAUAAGUCUCCGCCAAAGGUGUUUGGCAGCAGCUACUCUCCUCUCCCCAUUCAGAACACAUGCAUGAGGUGGUCAGGAAGGAUACCUGACAGCUGAAAUAACAUUCAGCCAACUGCUAUCUAAUGUGUACUGCCAGCUUUACGGGG
This is a messenger RNA of Bufo gargarizans (Asiatic toad), 2760 nucleotides long. RefSeq names its product oocyte zinc finger protein XlCOF7.1-like. The transcript is spliced from 5 exons. Lineage: Eukaryota; Metazoa; Chordata; Amphibia; Anura; Bufonidae. Gene Ontology annotation, biological process: regulation of transcription by RNA polymerase II. The record is from RefSeq and is a predicted model, not a curated record. Gene Ontology annotation, molecular function: DNA-binding transcription factor activity; RNA polymerase II cis-regulatory region sequence-specific DNA binding. The coding region runs from base 1 to 2403 and encodes 800 amino acids.